UGUCAGCGGUCACGAGUUGAUGCUGUAGUGUAGUGUAGUGUUUCGGUAGUCGCGGCUGUGAACGGCGAGCCUUGUUGUUGUUGGUGAACGCUAUUGGAUUAUUAUUAUUUUUUAUUGGUUUUGAAUAAAAAUGUCGGAGCAAGGAGGAACGAUCCUGGAACCAGGGAAGGUGAUACGUCCAAUCAUUGACCACGAAGGAGUAAGGCUGCUGGCUGAAAGACUAUACGGCAUAUCAGUUCUAGAUCUGGUCGAACUAAACGGAUAUGAUGAUAAAAACUACAAAAUUACGGAAGAUCCCAACAUGAAGAACCCGCUGAUACCGAACCACAAUCCACAUGGCUACGUCUUGAAGAUCAUGAACUCGAUAGACUCCCAGAACUUGAGUGUCGUGGAGGCGCAGAACGAAAUUAUGAACUUUUUGCUCGAGCGUUCCGUGUCUUGCCCGAAACCGAUCCGCAACAUUUUCGGUCACCUAUUCUCCGUGGAGAACAUCAGCGGGAAGAAUCACGUGGUGCGUCUGCUGGAGUACAUUCCAGGAUCACUGCUGAAAGAGGUCCCGAUAACCGAGUCGCUGCUGUACCAGCUCGGCGAGUUUGUAGCCAACUUGGAUAAUAAGCUGCAGAACUUCAACCACUCGGGCCUGGUCUCCCGCGAGCACAUUUGGAUGCUGAGCAAGGUGCCUGAGCUGGAGAAAUUCAAGUACGUUAUCAAGGACUCUGAAAAAUUGGACUUAGUUGAGGAGGUUAUCGAAGAAUUCAAGUACGCGAUUCUUCCUCGCCUGGAUGAACUGGAGAAGGGCGUCAUUCACGGAGACGUCAACGAGAUGAACGUCAUCGUCAACGUAAAGCCGGGGGAGGGUAAGACCGACUAUCGCGUGAGUGGGAUACUAGACUUCGGAGACAUUCAGUACUCGUACUACGCGUUCGAGCUGGCCAUCGCGAUGACGUAUAUGAUGCUGAUGACGGGAGACCCUCACGCGGGUGGUAUCGUGCUGGCCGGGUACAGCGUCAACAGACGAGUACCGGAUGAGGAGUAUCGGCUUCUGAAGACGCUGAUAUCAGCUCGCCUAGUCCAAAGUUUGAUUCUCGGCGCGUACACAAUCGAGCAAGACCCUAAGAACACCUACGUCACGUCAACCGAAAAGGCCAACGGCUGGGAACUGCUCAAGAAGAUCAGGAAAACCAAACCAGAUCCCGACGAUGAUCCUACCAAUUGGAAGGCGAUCGCAAAUGAAUUCUUAACGAGAAGCUAAACCAUUUGAUUGUUAUCCGUUUAUAUUAACCAAUGUUAUAUGAAUUCUGUUGACUCAUCUGUCAUAGUUCCGCGUAAUGAUCAUAGAUGGCGCUGUGCUGUAAAUAUUUUUUGAUCGUUCGUUUUUCGAUGUUUUUUUUAGAAAUAUUUAUUCGUUUAGGCAAAUACGUAAUUCUUAUAUUAAUUAUUAUUUAAACGUUAGAUUCAUUCACAGCGGUAAUGAAUUAUUGUCAAUAUUUAUUAUUUUUUCAUUCAAAACCUCAACAAUGUUAUAAAAAGUAUUAAAUAAAGACUGUGAAACAUU
This is a messenger RNA of Melitaea cinxia (Glanville fritillary), 1555 nucleotides long. RefSeq names its product hydroxylysine kinase. Gene Ontology annotation, molecular function: amino acid kinase activity. The coding region runs from base 131 to 1252 and encodes 373 amino acids. The record is from RefSeq and is a predicted model, not a curated record. The transcript is spliced from 7 exons. Lineage: Eukaryota; Metazoa; Arthropoda; Insecta; Lepidoptera; Nymphalidae.